This is a messenger RNA of Achroia grisella, 1552 nucleotides long. RefSeq lists its product as uncharacterized. The transcript is spliced from 7 exons. Bases 107 to 1447 code for a protein of 446 amino acids. The record is from RefSeq and is a predicted model, not a curated record. Gene Ontology annotation, molecular function: nucleic acid binding. NCBI's taxonomy places the organism in Eukaryota, Metazoa, Arthropoda, Insecta, Lepidoptera, Pyralidae.
GUGUUGUUUGUUGUGUAUUUACUAUUUUAAUUGAAAUACCUGUAUUUUUUGUAUCUUUCCUUUGAAUAAAACUUUGUAUACUUUAUAUUUUUAUUAAUGAAAAAAGAUGUCUAUUGACACUAGUUGGGAUAUUGACAAAUAUAAGGAGGACCAUGAGAGUGAUGACCAUUGGGGUUUAAGACGCGCUUUCAUGGAGAAAUGGAAGAAUGAUUACCCCGAGGAGAGACUGGUUUGUUUAGCGAGGGUUUUCGCUAAUAUGGAGUUUAUGGGGUGCAGGUACCCUAUUGAAGUAAUGCAAGAAGUAGCCAGGCUCUCUCAUGAGGUAGCUCAAGAUUAUAGAAAAGCGAAGAAAUUUAAAUUGCAAAGGACAUUUGUUUCUGCAUCUGACGCUGCAGAGGACAGAGCCAAGGGUAUUAAACGAGAAGGUGGCAUUGUGUUAAAUGGACCACCUCAGAAGACCCCAAAAAUCUUAUUUGUACAACAAGGACUUGAAGAUAGUACAAAAGAAGUAACAGAUAAUAAUAUAGAACAAUUAGAUAAUGAAGUUAGUAAAGAAUCUGAAAAAAAUUUGCCUGAAAAAAAAUCUUCACAAGUGAUUGAUGCUAACCAAUUUCUAAAUGAAAUGAUGAAAAUUGAAUGUAUAGAUGUUAGGUUGUUUAAUGAGAGUAUGUUUCAUACUGCAUUUGGGAAAUUGGUUCUGUUAAUCAGAUCUUGGUCUAGUAGAUUGGAAAAUAUACGAUCAAGCUGCCAAGUGUGUGGAGUACCAAUAAGAACAGUGUAUGAGAAUAACUAUUUCUCAAUGUUUUUGAAUGAAAAACUGUUGGCGCAAGCCACUGGCAUUAGUAAGGUAGAAGCUAGGAGUAUAGUUGAAGUGUUAGCCUGGAAUCGAUUACGCGAAGAAGCAAUAAGUAUAUUGGUGAAAGAGCAAUGGAUAGCUCAGGGAGAUUCCAGAAUAUCAAUGCGCGAUGUGUCCACGAGAAAGGGGGAUUUUGGCACCCCCAUUGAGAAUAGUGUAGCUACUAAAAUGAUGAAACUAAUGGGGUGGAAAGGUGGAGGGCUGGGCGCCGACGCACAGGGCAUAGCUGAACCUAUUAAACCCAAUUUACAAAUGGUGAAUCGUGCGGGUCUCGGCAGCGCAGACGCUGACAUCCGGCAACUGAGACGCGCCGCCCAAGACCUUAUGCAGCGGUACUUCGCCUCCGACACCCUGGACGUGGACCUGGUCUUCAGCAGCGAGUUCAAUAAAGAGGAGCGAGCGCUACUGCACCAACUCGCGCAAAGGGCAGGACUGUCUUCGAGAAGUUACGGGGAUAAGGAUAGAUUUCUAGUAGUAAAAAAAAAGUUGGAUCCGUUCUCAUUGGCGCGCGCCGUUAUAGAAAAGGGCGGGAACACGCCGAAGUAUCAAGUAUUUAUACCUGUCGCUGUUGGCAAGAGCAACGGCAGAUGAAUAUGUACAUACUAAACACACAAAAAGAAGAAUGAAACGACAUUCAACUUAUAUCAUAAUGAAAUGAAUAAUUUGAAAGUUGCUUCAUUAAUCAGACAAAUCUAU